AUGGGUGUGGGUAAAAUUGAAAGAGAAGUGAGAUACUUUUUCAAUGAAUGGGAACUUGGGAUUUGCAUGCUACUUAGCCUUUUCCUUCAAAUAUUGUUAAUUUUAGCCGCACCUUUAAGAAAGAUAGUCUCCGGCAAAUGGCUAGAUAUCCUUCUUUGGCCAGCAUACUUACUUGCAGAUGGCACUGCAAUUUUUGCGAUUGGACUCAUCUCAAGCAAGCAGAUUUUCGUUAAGGCGCCAGAAAAAAAUAUAUUGCACACUUUUUGGGCUCCUUUUCUCCUGGCACACCUUGGUGGCCCGGAUCCCAUCACUGCUUUCGCCCUGGAGGAUAAUGAGCUGUGGCUCAGGCAUUUAUUUUCCCUGUUUACACAGUGCAUUGCAGUGGCUUAUGUUUUCUAUCAGUUUCUCACACCUGACAAACUGUUGGUUCCAUCACUGCUUAUGUUUCUGUGUGGAUUCAUCAAAUAUGGCGAGCGCACAUAUGCUUUGUAUUGUGCAAGCGCCAAUACCUUCCGCGACUCCAUACUUAAGAAGCCUGAGAUUGUGAAAUUCAGGAGGAACAUUGAGUACGUUUACAGGAUGGAGGCAACUGAUCUAGAGACACUGGAGUUGGAAGUUGUGCAGUACGCUUUUAGUUACUUCAGUGUUUAUAAAGGAUUGGCUGUAGAUCUCAUGUUUAGCACCAUUCAGUGCGACCAGAGCCGGGCAUUCUUCAGUUCUUGUAAUCAUCAUGCCUUUAGAAUUGUUGAGGCAGAAUUAAAUUUUCUUUAUGAUGUCCUGUUCACCAAGCUUCCUGUAGUUUAUCAUCGAUUUGUGUUCUGUUGUCGAGCUGUAUCCUUUGGUGCCAUUGUCACUUCAUUGGUGCUUUUCCAUUAUGCUGAUAAAAAGCAUCUUAAACCCGAAGGAUUUGAAGUAGGAAUUACCUAUACUUUGCUGAUCGGAGGAAUUGUGUUGGAAGUCAUUGCAUUUUUCAUGCUUGUUUUCUCUGACUGGACAGUUGUGAAGCUCAAGCCUUCCCCUGAUUAUAAGAAUCGUAGAUAUAAUCCCAAUGAGCCAUCGUGGGAAUGUGUGUUCAGUAAAUUUAUACUGAGUGUUAAUGUCAGAAGAAGGAAGAUCAUAUGUUGGUUGCUAAAUAUCGGUGGGGUACGUGGCAGAGGGAAAGAUUGUGUGUCAAAACCGACGACGGGUAGCAGGUGGGCGGAGUCUAUUUCAGGAUACAAUUUUAUAUACUAUUGUUUACAUAGACGUUCAGGAGGAAAGGAAACUUUUUUUGAUCAAUUUGGCAUUACAGCCUUCCUUGACAAGAUAGUGUAUGUGAAACAGCAGCCAUUGCCUUCCUACAUGAAAGAAUUCAUUUUUCAAGAGUUGAAAAUGAAGUCGGAGAUGGCAUAUGAUUUGGACCAGGCUAAGCAAAUAUGUUCAGCCAGAGGUGAAUGGGUACUUAAAAAUGAAGGCUACAGCAGCAGCCAUGAUCUGAGUCGUUAUCUUGCAUAUGUUGAGUAUGAUGAGAGCCUUCUUUUGUGGCACAUUGCCACUGAAAUUUGGUUCACUAAUGAUAAACGUGAAUACAUUGACGGUGAGCAAGAUCACAGAUGGAUCUCCAAGUUAAUAUCAGACUACAUGAUAUAUCUCCUAGUGAUGAAGCCUGGUAUGAUGUCAGCUGUUUCUAGAAUCGGACUAAUAAGAUUUCGUGACACUUUUGCUGUGGCUAGGAGUUUCCUGGACAACAGUUCUUCAAUAAUGGAGGGACUACCGGAGGUGGAGUCACAUAGGAUAGUUUGUGAAGAGUUACUUAAUUUUCAACGAGGAAGGUUGGCAUCUACCACUGAAGAAGACAGAGGUAUGUACAUAUUGUUGAAAGCAGCGAAAUUGGCCAAAUUGCUGGAAAAGAUAGAAUCCUCUGAGAGAUGGAACCUAAUGAGCAAGAUCUGGGUGGAACUGCUAUCAUACGGGGCAAUUCAUAUCAAACCAAAUGCUCACGCUCAACAACUAAGUAAAGGUGGUGAACUUGUCACCAUUGUUUGGUUAUUGAUGACUCAGCUUGGCCUGGGAGAUCAUUUUUACCCUCUUCAUCGGUCUUGA
This is a messenger RNA of Daucus carota subsp. sativus, 2082 nucleotides long. RefSeq lists its product as uncharacterized. NCBI's taxonomy places the organism in Eukaryota, Viridiplantae, Streptophyta, Magnoliopsida, Apiales, Apiaceae. The record is from RefSeq and is a predicted model, not a curated record. The transcript has a single exon. The coding region runs from base 1 to 2082 and encodes 693 amino acids.